UUAGUUACAAUUUACCCGAGAAGACGUGUUAUAAGGAACCAUUUUCACGAUAGCGAACAGUGGCUGCCUAACAUUACUUGUUUUGUCAGAGUUUAGUAGUACCAAGCUAACCCUAAAUCGCUUUCUACCCAGAUAGCCUGUAUCACAGCGCAUUGGUAGGCUAAUUAAAUGUGGAAAGAAGUACAGCAAACGUUAGCUAGCAAUCUGUUUAACACCUUCUAUCAUGCAGACAAGUUGGCAAACUAGCUAUAAUCGAAUAGUUUAAAUGUUCAAUUGGACCAUUCGUUGUAAUUUCCACACAAAGAAAGGCCAAGUUCAGUUUUAAUGGAGAAUUCCCUACCAACACCAAAUAGCUAGCUAACAAUCUAGUUUACUCCAACUAGCGAGUGCUAGCAUUUUUUCCCCCUUUUGGGUAAACCAGCUUGCUAAGAUGAAACUUUUUAAAAUAGCAAGUUUUUCUGAGUGCAACGAUACCCGUUUCAUCACCCUGAAAAGUCCUAUGUUUCAGUUUCUUAUCUUUUAAACGUGACUCGCUUAGAUAUUAACGAUAAUUUAUGUUUCCAAUAGCUAGAUUUAACACGAACAGGCCCGGCAAACGUCUUAAUAGAGCCCGUGGCUCUGAAGUGGACGGCUAGCUAACAGAGGCUGAACUAGGCCUGACGACUAUGCCCACCCAGGAUAAUGUUUUUCACGUCUGAAAAUCCCAAACAGCGACGCCUCCUCUCGGGCAGUUUCGGGGGACACCGCGGGAUCUCGUCGCUCGACAGUCUGAUAGAAGACCACUCGAAGACAAGAUGGAGGAGGAGGUUGGUGCAGAGGGCGAGAUGGAGAACGCAGAGCCCCUCUCGGCUGAGAAGUAUGCUGCUGAGGCAAUGGCAGCCGACAUGGCCCCGUGGAUCGUGUUUGACGCAUGCAAGACCCCCCGCGCUGAGUUCGAGGGCUGGCUGGAGUCCAACCGGCCCUCGCAGGUGAGCCGGUACGGGGAUGAGGAGGGGGGGUCCAGUCCAGUGGGGUGGAUCUCCGUGCACGGCCCAGAAAACUGGCCCAGCAUGGGGGACGUAGAAGGCUUACAGGAGGGCUGGGAGAGGCUUCUCGCCAGCGGCAGGUCGGUGAGCUUCCAGACGGUGAAGGAGCUGGCGCUGAACUAUGGGGUGCUGACGGGGAAGUGGCUGAUGCACCUGGACACGGGCUUCAAGGUGGACCACGCCUGGGAGUGCAUCGCCAGGGCCGUCCUGGACGGGAAGAUCCACUCGGCCAAAGUCAGCCCCCGCAACCCCAAACCGGACAACCGGCACGUCAUCUGCGUCUACAACCAGACCUUCACCGAGGAGGACCAGGUCAUGAGGCUGGACGCUCUCAUACGCGCGGCCGGGGUGAAAUGUCCACUGUCCUACAAGCCUGACGUCUACACGUACCUGGGAAUCUACCGGAACAACCGCUGGAAGCUCUGCCCGACAAUCUACGAGAGCAAGUUCAACCUGGAGUGCAUUCCUCGGAGGUCCCACAUCAUCAACAAAGUCACCGGUAUGGAGGUCAAAUAAGAUGGCUGCAAGGGAUGACUUUGGGAGCAGUUGUGGGACUGGACAGAGACAGGACAGGAGCUGUAUAGUGGCAUGACUUUGUGAAAGUUCACUUGUGCAGACGUUGUUUUUACCCCCCUCCCCUUUGUUCCGUUUGUGCCAUUAAAAUAAAAAAUAAAAAAACGCUUCCGAUUUCACAACCAGGAAUGCACUGGAUCCUAGCUUCCCAGCUUCCCCUGCAAGGGAUGGUGCUUUUUUUUUUUUUUCCCUGCUUUUUGAGGAAAUCGGUCACAAAAAGAGAAACGGUGAAUGGAAAGUCAAACUGUCAGCUGCCCCCUUGUUCAGGAUUUUGAACUACUACGGGAUUUUGGUGGGGUUGAGAUUUUGUUCAAGAUAAUUUUGUUCGCACUUUAUAACUGCGUUAACAAAGUUGAAAUUGUUCACCUGGGACAGCCUGAAAUGAGAGGAGAGGUGUGAUUUCUCCCUGCUCACAAGGUUUCAGUGUGAAUACAGUCAUUUAUUUUCUAUCCAUUCAUCCUGAGCUACAGCCCAGCAAACUGAAUCAGUUUAUGUAGAUUACUAAAAACAUACAUACCAGAAACAUUUUAGUUUCAACGGUUUCUUUUGCUCAGAAAUCAGCUGACAUAUUUUUCUUGUACACAAAGCUGACUUUGCUUUCUGUAUUGUAUUCCAUACACCUGUCCAAUACAUUUGCCAAAUAAAAGACAAUUUUGAGACCAA
Conger conger (European conger) is the source of this 2261-nucleotide messenger RNA. It is a transcript of the gene c3h11orf68, whose product is annotated as chromosome 3 C11orf68 homolog. The record is from RefSeq and is a predicted model, not a curated record. The transcript has 3 exons. The coding region runs from base 795 to 1541 and encodes 248 amino acids. NCBI's taxonomy places the organism in Eukaryota, Metazoa, Chordata, Actinopteri, Anguilliformes, Congridae.